Messenger RNA from Aaosphaeria arxii CBS 175.79, 678 nucleotides. RefSeq lists its product as uncharacterized. Lineage: Eukaryota; Fungi; Ascomycota; Dothideomycetes; Pleosporales. The coding region runs from base 177 to 590 and encodes 137 amino acids. The transcript has a single exon. The record is from RefSeq and is a predicted model, not a curated record.
CGCCAUUCUCGCAAGCUUGCGCAAAGGCCUUGGAGUUGGGAGCGAGCGCGCGAUAAUAGCUAUGUACACAGUACGAGUACCGAACCUGGUGAUGAUGAGAAUCGACCGAAGAAGGUCAAGAGUUGGAAAUCCUCGCCCUUUGACGAAUAAGGUAAUGAAUCAACCCAAGAAUAAUAAUGAAUCAAUCGCUCGUGGCCUUCGCUGACAGCCAGCUCCGAGUGUGUAGGUGGUGCGCUCCACGCUACUCACGCUCACAGGCAGCACUAAUUACGGAGUAUUUAUCUCCUAAUACAGCCGAUGCUCUCCCAUGCCUGCUUCUGCUCGCGCGCUAUUGUGUAUUCUCCUGUGCAGUUUUGUUGUAUAUAUACGAUCGAGUUUGGCCAACUAUUUUAUUUCUCCAGACUCUCUCUACAUGCGCUUCGGAUGUACAGAGUAACUAUGUAGGUUGUUAUAGAGAGUGCACUGUAUGGUGGGAAUCUGGAGAGCGGCCUUGGACCGAAAGUCGAGCGAUGAUUGGACAGAAGUGGAAGGGUCCGCUCCACCUUGUUCAUCAAAUUCCAACUUCCCAAACCCUUUUCUUCUCUGAGUAAUUUCUUGCCAAUAGACUACCUACUACCUAUAGUUAAUACAAUAGCAAUUACUCCGUACUCCGAACAGUAUGAGUAGUUAGUUGAUAGU